This is a messenger RNA of Drosophila mauritiana, 914 nucleotides long. RefSeq lists its product as uncharacterized. The record is from RefSeq and is a predicted model, not a curated record. Lineage: Eukaryota; Metazoa; Arthropoda; Insecta; Diptera; Drosophilidae.
UAUGCACUUGGCAUUAUGCCUACUAACCCUAUUUUCGCAGCAGUUCGCAGCGAGUCCCAUUUUUCAACUUGCAUGCGGAUACACACGCACACACACACUCGGAUUUUCCUUUUCCCAGAAACUGAGGCGCAACCCCCACGAAACGGAAAGUUUGUGCAGCGGCAGAACGAACUGUGUUUGUGGCACUCGAAUUUGGGACACAUUCCUGUAAAGGACGCAGCUCCGGUCAGCUGCUUCUCAAAAUCGACAAAAAGGAGUCACAAAAAACGCGCGCGGUGCAUUUGGCCACAAAUCUCUGAAAGUGAAAAUACAAAUAUUGAAACAGUGAAAUCCACACCACAACCAAAAGUGAAAUAAACUGAAAACAGUGCUAAAUUAAUACAGAAGCUAAGGGAUAGAAGUCCGUUUAGGAAAAGGGAAAGCUGCAGCGCUGCUCCUGUUUGCCAAAUAUUGAUUCGCAAGUGUGCCGCUGAAAAAUCGAUUAUUAAAGCCACUUUCCACACAGCUGGUGGUUGUUGUUGCUGCGAGGAUGGAGGUGGUGCUCGGGGUGGUGGUUGCAUAGGGUUGCGUGCCGCGAUGUGGGAAAUCCACAGCAACAUUGGCACAUCCAGAUCCAGAGGCACACUUCCAACUGUUUUGACGUGGUCGGGUUCCAAUGGCGCUGGCACUACCGAAUGCUGCAGCGCAGCCUUGCAGCCAUCCAGCGGCGACGCGUUGCAUGUGCAGCAGCAGCAGCAGCAGCAGCAGCAACAGCAGCAACAUCAGCAGCAGCAACAACAGCAGCAACAACAGCAGCAGCAGGAUACGAAAACGAGGAACACAACCACAGGCAAACGCGGAGGACACAGAUACAGAAGCAGGCUCAAUCACCGAGGCACAGCAACAAUUGCUGCAUAUUAGGCAGUAAAGUAAAG